CCAGAGUGCGAGGGCGGUUGUGCAGGGAAGCGGGGAGGUGGUUGUCUGGAUGUUUUCCCUUUUACAUAACCUAAACGUUUAAAUUACCUCUUGUUAUAUAAACGUAUACUUUACAUUCAACAUCGUUGUUGCUGCGUAGAUCGAAUAAAUUAGCGUUGCUUUGUUUUACAAGGGAGAGUUGAAACGCAAAGAGGGUUUUAAGGGGUGCACGGCAGCAGAAAUACACUCAUCCGCAUCUUUCCCGGACACGGACAGUCGCUGCGGUGCUGCUGCUACCACAGUCCGUGCACGGCACGCGAUUAUAAGGGUGUCCUGCCCUGCUGCACAUAAGCAGGUGACUAACUGACCACUUGCAGACGGGAUUUGCAAACACUAGAGCCAGAAUGAGUGGUGAAGAGAAUCCUGCUGCUGAACCUGCGCCUGUCAUAGACGUGCAGGGAGAUGGACGCUGGAUGUCACAGCACAACCGGUUUGUGCAGGAGUGCAAGGAUGCAGAGCCUGAUGUUCUGUUUGUUGGGGACUCAAUGGUGCAGCUUAUGCAGCAGUUUGAGGUGUGGAAGGAACUGUUUUCACCUCUUCAUGCUUUGAACUUUGGGAUUGGUGGGGACACAACCAGUAAUGUGCUGUGGAGGCUCCAGAAUGGAGAACUGGAGAACAUCAGACCCAGGGUGGUUGUUUUAUGGGUAGGAACCAAUAAUCAUGAGCACACAGCAGAACAGGUUGCAGGAGGAGUAUUGGCCAUUGCUCAACUAAUUCUGUCUCGUCUCCCUAAGUCCAAAGUCAUUGUUUUGGGCCUGUUGCCAAGAGGAGAGUUUCCAAACCCCUUAAGAGAGAAAAACACAUCAGUGAACAAUUUACUUCUUGCAUCCCUUCCUCGACUCGGCCCGGUUCAGUUCCUUGAUAUGGGAGGUAGUUUUGUCCACUCAGAUGGAACUAUUUCCUCUCGAGACAUGUUUGACUUCCUACAUCUGACCGCCGGUGCGUACAGGACCAUAGCGACCUCUCUUCACGAGUUGCUGCUUCAGCUAUUGGAGGAGAUGCCUCAGGAGAGGCGGGCAUCGCUGGUCUAAAAAAGUGGCCACGACGUCAGUCAAUCACCAUAGAGGCGAUGUUUAGAAUUGUGGGAUAUUUAGAUUGUAAUUCAAAAACUUUGAGUAAGAUAAAGUGCAGUGGUAAACAACAGAGAUGGAAUUACAGCAAAACAAAAAGGGGGCCGUAAGGCAGAGGCCAAUUUUAUAUGACUAAUAGUAAAUAUUUAUAUGUAUUCAAAAUGCAUAAUAGACGACAUUAGAAGGAAGAAUAGAUAUAAAUAUACAGUGUGUGUGUCUAUAAGAAAUAGGUCUUCGUAGGACAUGUUGCUCUGCGGAGGGACAAGAUUCUUUAAUGUCUCACUGUCACUAUUUGAACAACCUUCAGUUGUAGCACUUACUCUGCCAGCUUCUCUGUGCCUUCAUAAAUACACUCAUACUCACAGUGGUGUUAUGCUGACAGUAAAUCUUUUUACAUGAUGAAUCAGGUCUUUGAAAUCCUUUCUCCCAGUUUUACUUCAAGUAUAUGUUGACACAGAGGCGUCUAGUACCUUCUCCUCCGCUUAAUUUCUCACUUGCCCUUUCAUCCUCCCAAUUACUCGACCCAAAUAGAAACAUGAACUGUAAACUGGAGUGAUCAAACCAUGUAAAACUCUGUGUGACUGAAAAUCUCCUCCUAAGCAUAUAAUGCACAAAUAUGACAUUUUCAGUGUUGCUAUUUAUCUCACUUGCUCUGCAUCCAUGUUGUAUAUUUGUCCAUGCGCUCUUAAAAGUAUAAUGUGAAGAGUUUAUGUGUAUUAUGUUUACACACGCGAUCUAGUGGGAAAGCACUGAUAUAAAUAAUUCAAAGUGAGCUGAGUAAGUGACUCUGUGUGUAUAUACAGUAUAUACAAAUUGUUCGUAUUAAUGUUCGCUGUGCAAGUGCUUAUUUAGCUGGUGUGUUUUUGUGUUUGAGUGUAAGAGAGUGCGAACCUAAUAAAAUAAUUGUAUGGCCCGCAAGGCGUGCGCUAUUACUACAGCACAACUGCCAUGUGCUUCAGAUCCGAGCAUUCCAAUAAAUCUGCAGGGAUCCGACACGUGUGUCAGGUUUUUUUUAAGGCUUGAUGCUCUGUAAUACGAGUAGCAAUCUUUGGUAUUUCAGAUUCUUAUUGUGGUGUGCUACAUUGACUGAAGGGGUAGGGUAUAGGAGUUCAUGCCUGGUUGUUGUAAAAUCUGAUUGAGUGUGUGAAGUGACAAACUCAUUUAACCAGUAGAGGGAGACUUAACAUACCAUAAUGUGUUGAGUACUAAUGUCACUUAUUAACCCAAGCAUGUGACUUUGUGACCCACUAGCUGAACUUUUUCCAUAUGUUUAUUGGAAAUUUUAAUGCCCACUCUUACAAUCAAAGAUAAUAGACAUGUAAGUGAGAGAACUAACAGCUGAAACCUUUUUUCGGUAUGUUACCAAACAAUCUAAAC
Molecule: messenger RNA, 2486 nt
Organism: Triplophysa rosa
Lineage: Eukaryota; Metazoa; Chordata; Actinopteri; Cypriniformes; Nemacheilidae
Gene: pafah1b2
Product: platelet-activating factor acetylhydrolase 1b, catalytic subunit 2
Exons: 6
Coding region: 384-1070 (228 amino acids)
Source: RefSeq, a predicted model, not a curated record